ACGCGCAGUGCCAGUCGGGAACACCGAGUACUCGCGUAAGGACUUCAGUGUCGGAGCAACUGGUCCAUCGUGUCUCGUAAAGACCGCGAGAAUAUACACACACGUGGUGAGGAAUGUAAUCUCCAUGAGAAUCACCGAACCUCUUCCCGUGUACGCAGCGCUAAAGAUCUCAAGAGGCAUAUUAACGUCUACGUGAAAAUAGGAUACGCGCGUACCGGCAACUUCUAAGAGCGUUAGAAGAGGCCACGGAGCAGGCUUCUGUAAUCGAUGGGUUGAGAACGCGAAACUCGUGCCUUCCACCUUUUUCUUUUCUUCGUUACCAAGGUGCUUAGCUUACCGAUGAGCCAUGCUGAAGGUAGUGGGCGCUUCUUGGCUGCAAACACGCAUCUCCACGUACAUUCUUGUCGCCGUUGCUCUUCUUGGCAUCGGUGCAAUAAUACUCGGUGAAUUUGGACACGUUGAGAAGGAUGGAACGUAUUCAGCAACUGUGUCGUGGAAUCACAAGGGAGGAUACCGUAUUGACUUUUGGGGCCAAGGCAAUGAUCUUACUUCUAUUCCAUUAAAUGCCGCACGUGCAUAUUACAAAACUGGAAUUUUAGAAAAUGGGUGGUCUAUCAUUGAAAUUGAAACAUCUGUAAAAUAUCCGGACACAGUACAAGCGUAUGCAGCAGGUCUUUUGGAAGGUAGUUUAACUUGGCAAUUAAUACACCAUCAUUGGUACAACACCAUCAAUGUAAUAUGCGAUAAGAACCCAGUUGAAUGCCGGAAAUCACGACGUUAUCUUCGCGAGAAUGCAGCUAUAAUACGUGAACGAGCCGAUUUGUUAGAAUCUAAGGACUCGUUUUGGCAUAUGGUACGUUUAUUUUAUGCACAAUUGGAUGGUUUGGAAGCUGGUUGGCGUUUCGCCGUUCGUCGAAGUCGUCAAUCAGCGGAAUUACAAUCGGAAGAUUUUCUUUGGCUGGCAAUGGCUUCUGAUUUAUCAGAUGUCGACUCGACAAUAAUCAAUGGAUCGAAUAUAUCAAUCGGUGAAAAAGGCAUGAUUUUUCUUAAAGCACUUAACAGAGAAAAUAAGGAACCUCUGAUCGCUAUUGGACAUAAUACUGCUGCACCAUACGCCAAAAUGUUAAGACUCUUGAAAAGAUACAAAUUUAAUUAUCAUAUAUUGCCUACGUCAAAAAACGUAGCUCGAAUACCGAGUCGAUCGAUCAUCAUGUCCUCUUAUCCUGGAGCAUUAUCCUCGCACGAUGAGUUUUAUUUAAUGACAGCUGAAAAUCGAGAGUUGAUAAUUGCUGGUAUGCCAUUGUCAGUAUCGAAGCGUGAUCCAUGGAACUUUGUCAAUCUGGAAGAUCAAGUAAUGUCGUCCAUCAGAAUAAUGGCAGCAAAUCGUUUGGCAACCGAUAGUGAAUCCUGGUCUAAAAUAUUAGCAUUUGAAAAUGGUGGUAAUUCGAUGCAUCAAUGGAUCACGUUUGAGCCAAGAUCCAACAAUGUUUGGUUCGUAGAACAGUUAGGAAGUAUCACUCACGCUGUUGAUUACUCAAAAGAUUUCAUAGAGACUGGUGUUGUACUUUGCACCGGUUUACCACAUUUCCAAGAGAUAAAGGAAGCAGCUGGUCCUAUCAACGAGAAUGAUCUUUUAACAAGGAGACGUUAUUUGAUGGAUUUGCAAGAGAACGUUACCAUCAUGGAACAUGUCAGGGAGUUCAUGCGAGGUUACAGCGGCCAAGAUGAGAAGUCUACUGUAGAGAAUACUAAUGAAAGUUUUCAUUUAAAUUUAUCACAAAUCCGAACUUACAGAGGUGACUUGGAGAAACCGCCAUUACCAUUGGGUGUCAUCGAUAGUAAAAUUAUAGCUGCUGACGUUAACGGACUCGAGAUCUUUGAGGCAACUUCCGGUCCUGUUCGUUUCAACGAGCUAACUUCUGCUUUCCAAUGGUCUCGAUCUUUUCCAAAUAUUUCACACAUCAUGGGUCAACCGGACAUCUUUGAUUUCGACAGCGUUAUACCUUUGUGGGUUUGGAUUUAACGCAACGAGAAUAUGGCAAGCGAGAGAGAGAUAGAGUUAGAGAAAGAGAAAGGGAAAAUGAGAAAAAAAAAAAAAGAGAAAAGGAUAGAGAGAACGUACAAAGAAGAAUCGGAAACUUUGCAAUCUCUCUCGUUGCUUUUAGGUAUUAAGUAAAAUUAAGUUCGUUCAAAAUGUUAGAUGUUCCUUUCUUCUUUCAUUCGUAUCCAAUUAAUCUUUUUAUCUAAUUUGUGUUUUUUUUUUUCUUUUUUCAUUUCUUCUCCGUCAAUCUACAGAUAUCUAAAUCUUCCACAAACACUGCCACAAUUCAACCACGGCGAAACAAUAUGUUAUGUACGUUCUUAACAACAAUGAAAUCUUCGUUAAGUACUUAUUCUCAUGCUGCCCCUCUUCGUUCUUAUUGCUUUAACAGCUGGCUCAUAUGUCGGCUACCUUUGGUAAAAUUUUUAAUGAAAUAAAUGAAUCAAUAAAGAAAUUAAUAAAAAAAAAAAAAAAAAAAAAGAUAAAA
This is a messenger RNA of Vespula pensylvanica (western yellowjacket), 2528 nucleotides long. RefSeq names its product putative phospholipase B-like lamina ancestor (gene lama). Gene Ontology annotation, cellular component: extracellular region. The transcript is spliced from 7 exons. The coding region runs from base 347 to 2023 and encodes 558 amino acids. Lineage: Eukaryota; Metazoa; Arthropoda; Insecta; Hymenoptera; Vespidae. Gene Ontology annotation, molecular function: glycerophospholipase activity. Gene Ontology annotation, biological process: phospholipid catabolic process. The record is from RefSeq and is a predicted model, not a curated record.